AUGCUCACCUCACAGGAGAAGAUCACACCUCACAGGAGAAGAUCACACCUCACAGGAGAAGAUCACACCUCAGAGGAGAAGAUCACGCCUCACAGGAGAAGAUCACACCUCACAGGAGAAUAUCACACCUCACAGGAGAAGAUCACACCUCACAGGAGAAGAUCACACCUCAGAGGAGAAGAUCACACCUCACAGGAGAGGAUCACGCCUCACAGGAGAAGAUCACGCCUCACAGGAGAAGAUCACACCUCACAGGAGAAGAUCACACCUCACAGGAGAAGAUCACGCCUCACAGGGGAAGAUCACACCUCACAGGAGAAGAUCACGCCUCACAGGAGAAGAUCACACCUCACAGGAGAAGAUGCUCACGUCUCAGGAGAAGAUCACGCCUCACAGGAGAAGAUCACACCUCACAGGAGAAGAUCAUACCUCACAGGAGAAGAUCACACCUCACAGGAGAAGAUCACACCUCACAGGAGAAGAUCACGCCUCACAGGGGAAGAUCACACCUCACAGGAGAAGAUGCUCACGUCUCAGGAGAAGAUCACGCCUCACAGGAGAAGAUCACACCUCACAGGAGAAGAUCACACCUCACAGGAGAAGAUCACACCUCACAGAGGAAGAUCACACCUCACAAGAGAAGAUGCUCACGUCUCAGGAGAAGAUCACGCCUCACAGGAGAAGAUCACGCCUCACUGGGGAAGAUCACACCUCACAGGAGAAGAUGCUCACGUCUCAGGAGAAGAUCACGCCUCACAGGAGAAGAUCACGCCUCACAGGAGAAGAUCACACCUCACAGGGGAAGAUCACACCUCACAGGAGAAGAUGCUCACGUCUCAGGAGAAGAUCACGCCCUCACAGGGGAAGAUCACGCCUCACAGGAGAAGAUCACACCUCACAGGAGAAGAUCACGCCUCACUGGGGAAGAUCACACCUCACAGGAGAAGAUCACGCCUCACUGGGGAAGAUCACGCCUCACUGGGAAGAUCACGCCUCACUGGGGAAGAUCACGCCUCACUGGGGAAGAUCACGCAGGAAGCGUCAGAGAACAAGGCCUGCGCCCUCACCCAUCCCACCCCUACGGACAGCGUGAGAGAACAAGGCCUGCGCCCUCACCCAUCCCACCCCUACGGACAGCGUCAGAGAACAAGGCCUGCGCCCUCACCCAUCCCACCCCUACGGACAGCGUCAGAGCACAAGGCCUGCGCCCUCACCCAUCCCACCCCUACGGACAGCGUCAGAGCACGCUGA
Conger conger (European conger) is the source of this 1251-nucleotide messenger RNA. Its product is annotated as sarcoplasmic reticulum histidine-rich calcium-binding protein-like. The record is from RefSeq and is a predicted model, not a curated record. The transcript is spliced from 2 exons. Bases 1 to 1251 code for a protein of 416 amino acids. NCBI's taxonomy places the organism in Eukaryota, Metazoa, Chordata, Actinopteri, Anguilliformes, Congridae.